UGGAAAGGAGGUGGCAGCUAUCAUGAUCCCAGAGGAGAUUCAGAGGCUCCUGGAAGAUGCUGAAGACUACCUGGCAGAUGGACUGCAGAAUGAAAACUUGAGUGCUAAAGCAAGGGAGCAGAGGGAUGCAAUUCUUUUUGGCUUCCAGCAAGUCAAAGCCAGGUACCACUUGGAAUUUCUGCCCCGAGGAGAGGAUCAGCACGAUGCUGGCUUUGGACAGGACAGUUCUGAUGAAAAUCAGAGCUGGAGUUUGGCCCCUUCCAUGACAUCUGAUGCUUCACUUCCAUCAGACUUCCAGGACGAUGGACUGGAGGACAUCACACCGAGGCCUGUUCAAGAUACAGGGAACAUUUUGAAGCAAGGAUAUCUGGAGAAGAGGUCUCGAGAGCACAGCUUUUUUGGGUCAGAGUGGCAGAAGCGGUGGUGUGUCCUCAACAGAAGGACCUUUUACUACUACGCCAAUGAGAAAAGCAAGCAACCUAAGGGCAGCUUCUCCAUUGAGCACUAUAGUGCCCGGCUGGCUUUUCACCUGCGCAAAGACUCUCGAAAAAGAUGCUGUUUCGAGUUAAUCUGCCCUGGCAAACGCACCUACGAGUUCACAGCCCCAAGCCCAGCAGAGGCUGAAGACUGGGUGGAUCAGAUCCAGUUCCUCCUGAAGGACCUGAGCUCCCUCACUAUCCCAUGUGAUGAGGAGGACGAAGAAGAGCCAUACAACGACGUGGACAGUUCUGACUCUGUGAACACAGCAUCCCACAAUACUACCCUGAAUCAGGAUGAGCCAAACGUUGAGAUGGAAGAGGAUGACAUCUACGAGGUUUUGCCAGAUGAGGAGCUGGACCCCCCCUUCCCAGAGGACAGCGAGGAUGCCGGGAGCAGACAGAGAAGCGGAGGUCCCUGGCGAGAUUACACCAAUUACUACCAAGGCAUGUGGGACUGCAGCAGCGAGCAUCCCGACGAGCUCUCCUUCCGUCGCGGAGACCUCAUCUACAUCCUGAGUAAGGAGUACAACAUGUACGGCUGGUGGGUCGGAGAGCUCAACAACGCGGUCGGGAUCGUCCCGAAGGAUUACCUGGUGGCUGCCUACGACCUGGAGGAGCGAUGAGGACCGCGGCACCCCAGGUGCUUCUCUCUCCCUGGCCAUGCUGAGAUACCAGCGCACCGUCCCCACCACCAGCCUCCCCCUGCUACGGGCACCCGUUGCAUGAAGAGACCCACGUCCCAUCACCCAGC
Molecule: messenger RNA, 1230 nt
Organism: Gymnogyps californianus (California condor)
Lineage: Eukaryota; Metazoa; Chordata; Aves; Accipitriformes; Cathartidae
Gene: SKAP1
Product: src kinase associated phosphoprotein 1
Exons: 13
Coding region: 23-1102 (359 amino acids)
Cellular component (GO): cytoplasm; plasma membrane
Molecular function (GO): protein binding
Source: RefSeq, a predicted model, not a curated record